UGGCCCUAAACUGAGACAGGAGACGUUCAGAUUAGACAUUAGAGAAAUAUUUUUCACCGUUCGGAUAGUCAAGGGCUGGAAUAGAUUUGCCAGGGAGGUGGCGAAGUCGCUAUCCCUGGAGGCGUGUGAAUGAAGCGCUGGAUGAUGUGGUUUAGAGACUACUGUGUCAGUGCCGAGUGCACGGUUGGUCUGGAUAAUCGUAAAGGUCUCUUCCCUCCUUGCUGAGUGUGUGAUCCUCUCACUCUACGAUUCCAAGCAGGCGGCGCUGUGGCGGGCGGGCGGGCGGCGGCGCCGCGCCUGCGCCGGCGGGAGAGCGGCCGCUUCCUGCGCGGUGCCCGGCGCUGCUCGGCACUGGCAUGGCGUUCCUGAUGGAGAUCAGGCGGGGGACGCAGAGCGCGCUGCUGGUUAUCCGCGCGGCGGCGGAGCUCCCCAGCGCGCCGGUGGAGGUUUCGGUGUGCGCGGAUUCCCUGGAAGUGAGGAGCGCCGGGAGCUGCGAUGCGGCGGCGCUGCCGGCAGGGGUCAGCCUGGCGCCGUCCUCGUGCCGCGGGCUGCGGCGCCUGCGCGGGGACGGGCUGCACCUGCGCGUGCGCCUGCGCCGCCCGCCGCCCGGCGCCGAUGUGGUUUUUACUUUGAGGGAAAGCCUGAAACCCAACAAGAAUUACAUCUUUUACUGUCAGUCCUGUGGUGACAUCGUAGCGAAAGACCGGAAAUUUCUCAGAGUUCUUCCUCUGCCGAGUGAAAACUGGAGUGAUUUAGUUGAAGAGUGGUGUUGUCACCCUGACCCCUUUUCCAGAAGCACUUUGCACCCUCAGCAUGGUGACUGUUUUGUUGGAGACAAUUUUUUUCUGUUGAAUUCAGGAGAUGAAUCACAUCUGCCUGCAUCUCCCCUGUGCUGCUCAGAGGCUGGACACUAUGUUUCACAUAGUGGCUCCAACUUGAAGUCAAAAGAAAAUACCAGAGUAAUUUGUAAGCGCUGCAAGACAAUGCUGGGAGAAACAGUUUCAUCAGAUACCAUUAAAUAUUAUGUCACUGAGGUGAUUAUUCAACCGGCUGAGGGAAGUUUCAGUCCAAUACCAAGGUCUCAGUUUGUACAGAGCAUGGUUGCUCAGUGUCUUUUGGAAUUAUCAUCUGCUAAAAGCACAUUUAGAUUCACCAUAAAAGGAGAUAAUGGAAAAACCUAUAUUCUGAUAUGGCUUUUAAAUUCUGACACCUUGCUGGUAGAGUCUUUAGGAAGUUCCUCCUCCCACAGUGAUUUUACACUCUUUGGAGAUAUCCUCACACCUACCUCUGGACCAGUGGGAACCUGGAAUGCUGUCAAAGUCCUUUACCAGCCAUGCAUUCAAUGCAGAAAUAAGGAGCUUGCUGAUGCAUGGGAAAAUGAUAUGGGAGUUCAUCCUUUAAAGUUUCCAUCAGAAACAUGUUUGGAAUUACUGUUGGUACUGGGUUUGAGUACUGCAUCUCUGCCACCUUCACUUCGAUACAUGAACUGUUUUCAGGUUGCCUUUUUGAAGAUGUGAAGAACAAAGGUACCUGUGUUGAAAACUAUUGUUAGAUUUAUUUUCAGUAGAAAUGUGUACAGUUAACUUCCAACGGUGGAACUUCUAGAAGAAAAUCUCCACGAAAUACAAAAGAA
Messenger RNA from Poecile atricapillus (Black-capped chickadee), 1633 nucleotides. RefSeq names its product ubiquitin protein ligase E3D (gene UBE3D). Gene Ontology annotation, molecular function: cyclin binding; ubiquitin conjugating enzyme binding; ubiquitin protein ligase activity. Gene Ontology annotation, biological process: proteasome-mediated ubiquitin-dependent protein catabolic process; protein polyubiquitination; protein autoubiquitination. Bases 357 to 1517 code for a protein of 386 amino acids. The record is from RefSeq and is a predicted model, not a curated record. Lineage: Eukaryota; Metazoa; Chordata; Aves; Passeriformes; Paridae. Gene Ontology annotation, cellular component: cytosol; nucleus; ubiquitin ligase complex. The transcript has 10 exons.